UAGAAUCUCUUACAUGCAUUUCAGCUUUUAGGUUUGUAGAAAUUGUCUACAUAUAGAAAGCGAUUGCAUGCUAUAUAUCUGCAUUUGAAUUUAGUAUAUAAUUGCAUUCGCCAAUUUGAUGUGUGUAUAGCAGAAUUUAAUGCCUCACUGUUGGUGGUGCAACGACAUGAACAGCCUUACUUAUCUAACAAUGCAUGUGAUUAUGCUUCCUUGUCGAAUUUUCUUGCUAUUAACAAAUACCCAGUUGCAUAUUUGCAAUAAAUAAUUAAUUUAUACUUACCAUAUAAUGCAAUGAAGAAUCUGUAUACCCCAGAAACUCUGUAAUGAUGAACAGUUGACUUCAAUUAAUAUUUAUACUAAUGGUGGCAAAGAGAGAAAUGCUUAAUCCACGGUCAGUAUUAGCCAACAUUAACUAUUAUUUCUUACACGUCAGUGUCUCGAGCUUUGCAGUCUAGCAAGUGCUUAGAAUAUUUUAGUAUUUAUGGGUUCACAAAAUUAGCUCACAUCAACAGCAGAUCCAAAGCCUCUGCUUUUGAAGUUUGCGCAAACUCCAUCUCCAAGACCAAGAGAAACAAACACUUUCACCAAUGUCUAAGCCAAGGUUGGAGGGUAAGGUUGCGCUGAUCACUGGUGCAGCUAGCGGGAUUGGUGAGGAGGCUGUGAGAUUAUUUGCAGAGAAUGGAGCCUUUGUUGUGGCCGCCGAUGUCCAGGAUGAUUUAGGGCACCUUGUGGUGGCUUCAAUAGGCUCGCAUAGAGCUACUUAUCGACACUGCGAUGUGAGAGAUGAGCAGGAAGUAGAGGAAACAGUGAAUUUCACCUUGGAGAAAUAUGGAAAACUUGAUAUUCUUUUCAGUAAUGCUGGAAUCAUGGGUCCAUUAACAAGCAUCUUGGAGCUUGACAUUCAAGGGUUCGACAACACCAUGGCCACCAAUGUACGUGGCGUGGCUGCCACAAUCAAACACGCCGCCCGUGCAAUGGUGGCUAAAAACAUUCGCGGUUCUAUCAUAUGCACGACCAGUGUUGCAUCUCUUCUGGCUGGGACCGGACCACAUGCAUACACAGUUUCGAAGCAUGCACUUGUGGGUCUGGUGAGAACAGCUUGUAGUGAGUUAGGGGUUCAUGGGAUACGAGUGAAUUGCAUCUCUCCCUUCGGAGUUGCAACUCCACUUUCUUGCAAGGCUUACAAUUUGGAACCCAGUGAAGUUGAAGCAAAUAGCUGUGCCUUGGCGAAUUUGAAGGGAAUAGUGUUGAAGGCUAAACAUGUAGCAGAGGCAGCUCUAUUUCUGGCAUCGGAUGAAUCGGCAUAUAUCAGCGGCCAUAACUUGGCUGUUGAUGGAGGAUUCACGGUGGUUAACCAAAGCUUUUCAGCCAUCUAAACGAGCGUGAAUUUAUUGUAUUUUAUUAUUAAUGACUUCUAUUAUUUUGGAUUCUCUUUGUAAAAUUGAAUGAUAUGAGGUCGUGUGUGCAUCAAGUAUAAAAGCUGUUACGACUUGAGAGAUGGAGGCUUACUCUUCAAAAUCCCAUGUGCAUUUCCCUUGUAAUACGCAGAAAUUAUGCUAUUCUUUUUCA
Manihot esculenta (cassava) is the source of this 1569-nucleotide messenger RNA. RefSeq names its product short-chain dehydrogenase reductase 3b. NCBI's taxonomy places the organism in Eukaryota, Viridiplantae, Streptophyta, Magnoliopsida, Malpighiales, Euphorbiaceae. The transcript has 2 exons. The record is from RefSeq and is a predicted model, not a curated record. The coding region runs from base 588 to 1376 and encodes 262 amino acids.